UUUAGCACCAGCCACAAAGUACGGAGGCAGACAAGGGAGAGGGAAGUGAGCUCCCAAAUCCCACCAAACUCUCCCUCCUUCCCUCCCUCAAUCAUCACCAACCUGACCAGACCAAGGAACAAAAAGAACCAAAACAAACAUGGCUCCUGCCCCAACUUCAUCCGAUUGAUGUUUUCCUGAUGCUUGAUACCGCAAGCAGUACUUGUUUGAAGUGCGGGAUUUUUGGCGUUCCACAGCUUCUUAAGAGAGCACAACCAUCGUACAUCACACAAACAUGGAGUACCUUUUCUCCUUCACUUUUCUACCCCGAACACUGUGCUCAUUAUAAGAACAGUAUAAGCGGAGGUCUUAGAAGUUCCAUGUCCUUGACACAAGUCAUCAAAAAAACAGAGAGGAACCCGGACAUGGAGGAAUGCUUACCAGACCUUCCUGUUCCAUCUUCAUAUGAAAAAGCUAUGGAAGCACUUUCUUCUCUCAUUACACGCCAGAAACGUGGAGGCAACUCAUCUUUAGGUGGUACAUAUGGAAAAUUGGAGAGGAUGUCGAUGUACCUCAAGAUUCUUGGUUUGGAGGAAAAAAUUAACGAUCUCAAGAUUAUCCAUAUUGCUGGAACAAAAGGAAAGGGUUCAACUUGCACAUUCUGUGAAGCUAUUUUACGGGAGUGUGGCUUUCAAACUGGACUUUUUACCUCCCCUCAUCUCAUUGAUGUUAGAGAAAGAAUUCGUAUCAAUGG
This is a messenger RNA of Carica papaya (papaya), 733 nucleotides long. NCBI's taxonomy places the organism in Eukaryota, Viridiplantae, Streptophyta, Magnoliopsida, Brassicales, Caricaceae. The record is from RefSeq and is a predicted model, not a curated record.